Molecule: messenger RNA, 2370 nt
Organism: Arxiozyma heterogenica
Lineage: Eukaryota; Fungi; Ascomycota; Saccharomycetes; Saccharomycetales; Saccharomycetaceae
Gene: RCY1
Product: Rcy1p
Exons: 1
Coding region: 1-2370 (789 amino acids)
Biological process (GO): exocytosis; Golgi to plasma membrane transport
Cellular component (GO): cytoplasm; exocyst
Source: RefSeq, a predicted model, not a curated record
AUGGAGAAUUUACUAAAGGUUAAAAGUAUUGUUUCCAAUAUAGCAAAUUGUCUUCGACCGGAAGAUUAUGUAAGAUUCAAAACUGUCAAUAAGCAAGUUUAUUAUGAACAUUUAGAUGAAGAAUUUGAACAAGAGUAUUUUUCACUUAGAUUAACUCUUAUGGGUUUAAUAGUAACGGUUGAGAAAAAUAAUGGCACAUAUGCUUUGAUAGAUAGCAAUGACUUAAAAACUUUAACCCCUGUAAAUACAUUCAAUAAAUUAACUAGUUGUGAUAUACAUAAUGCCAAAAAUUGUUUUAUCCAAGUAUAUAAAGUAUUUUCCAUAUAUUGUGAUAAAUUGUAUAAUAAUAGCUUAACCAACUUCUUUCCACCACCAUUUGAUACCGAUCCUGUGGUUCAAAGUGAAAUACUUUCAAAUAUAAAAAAAUUUAAUAAAUGUAACAUUAUCGAUCCUAGUUAUUACCAAGAAACAGUUACAAAUUUUAAUAUUCUUAAGGAAUUGUUUGUCAAUUCAUGUCUGAAUGAAAUGGAAAAUAAUUUUAAUGCUCAUAACUAUGAUGUGGUAGGUAAAUUCAUUAGAAUAUUAUUACAAACAGAUGAACAAAAUAUUUCAAUAGAUUUUUUUAAUUCAAAGAUUGAAUAUCCUAAAUUAACAGUUAACGACAUUCAGCUUACUGUUGAAAAUAUACCUAAAAUAUGGGCACCAUUAAAACAACAUCUUAAGGAAACAAUAGAAAUGAUUGAUAUUUUCUUUGAAGAUAAAUAUUCAAUGGUCCCCAUUUUCUAUGAAAAUUUUGUUCAACAGACAAUUUUAGAGGGUAUUAAUGAGUUACUAGAACUAUCAGAUUCAAAUCAAAACAAUGAUACGGAAUUUCUGACUUUUUUCCCAAGUGUGUAUUUUGAAUGUGUUAAAGCAUGUUGUAUUGAAUUACCUGAUUCAAUUAAUGGUUCAAUGAAUUUACCAAAGGGAAAAACAUAUCAACAAUCACUUAAUGAAUUAUUAAACAUUUAUUUAGAACCAUAUGUGGUAAGAUAUUUGAAUCUAUCUACUGGCCAAUUUGAAAAAGAUUUAGAAAGACAAUUUAAAAAUUUUAAGAUCGAACAAGAAAAUAAAAUAGAAACAGAUUUAUUAAAUAUGACCACUAAGGAGCAAACUGAUAGUGAGGAUCAAAGUAUGGAAUCACUUAAAAAGAAUGAUUCGGAGAAUAAGAUAAAUUUUUUAGAGUCAUUUACAAAAGUUUUUAGAAUUACUAACACUAAAAAGGAAGAUAAUGAAGAAAAGCUAAACGAUAAUUUGAUAAAUCUGAUGAAUACAAAUUUACAAAAUAUUAAAAAGUUAAUUAACCUUGAAUUAUGUUAUAAUAUAGUCCAACAAGCCCACAAUAAAGUAGAUACAAUUCUCAGUUUUCAGUGUAUUCCACAAUUAGGACCUUUGAUAAAUGCAAAAUGUGAAGAAAUUUUCAAGAUAUUAAUAACAGUAAUGAAUAGAAAUCAUGUAACACCUGCCUUUGAAAAGGCCAUAGAUUUAUUAGAUGAAUAUGAUAUUACUGAUCAAAAUACAUUUGAUACAGAGAAUAUAGAGCAAUCAGUAAAACCAUUGAUAAAUUUUGCCGAAUUGAUUAAUAUUGGUGAUAUCAUCUUACAAAUGAUAUCAAUUUUUUUCAAUAAUGUAAUGGUCAAGAAACAAAUUAUUGACAACAAAAAUUCUAAUAAAAAGAAUAUAUGGCAAAAUCAAGUAUUACAAACAAAGAAAAAUUUUGAGACGACAUUGGACAAUUUUGUAGCUGACGGUUUGAAUAUUGGUAUCAAUAAAUUACUUGAACAGAUAAAGCUUGUCUUCAACACUUCACAACUACCAACAGAUUAUUAUCCACCACCAAAUGACCCUCCAAGGGAUACAAUUCCUACUAAAUGUGCGAAGAUGAUCAUAGAAAUAUUAUCUAAUCAUUGUUUCCUAUUGACAGGGGCUACCGACAAGGGAACUAUAGAUGUUUAUCAACAGGAGAUAGGCAGACGAUUUUUCAUUGUUUUAGUGGAGCAUAUUAAAAGACAAAUAAUAUCCACUAAAGGUGCCAUUCAACUGAUAUGUGAUGUCAAUUACUAUUAUGAUUUCAUCAACAAUAGACUAAAACAAAAGAAUGUUGUACCGUAUUUUCAAGGAUUAAAAAACAUCUGUUCACUGUAUUUGAUAGACUCCAAAGAUUCAAAAGAAUUGGGUAAACUGAUCUGUGAUUUAGGUAAAUUCCAGGGAAUAUUCACACAAGAAGAGAUCUAUGAAUUUGUUCAAAGAAGACAAGAUUGGAUUGCUGUUAAGAGAGAAGUCCAAAAAGUUAUGUACGGCUUUGGUGUAAAAGAUUGUGUUAUUAUGUAA